GUUGGAAUAUGUAACAGGGGGUUUUUAACCCAUUGAAUCAAUAUAUAUUUACUCAUCGGAAUUUCAACGAGUUGUUCAGUCCAUAGACUAGAGUUAACUCUCUGGUUCUAAAUCCGAAAGCACGCCGCUGGAGAUUGGCUUCAGGCUGUUGAUUUUCUGAAAAUGAAGCUUCCUUAUGAAUUAAUGGAGAAUGAAAUACUAUUGCGCCUACCCGUUAAAUAUCUCCUUCGUUUUCGAUGUGUGUCGAAAGAAUGGUGUCGUUUAAUUGAUAGCAAUGAAUUUGGUAAGAAGCAUUGGAGAAGAAUGAUUGAGUGCAAUAAGCGUAGUGUCAUUUUCAGUGGUUAUGAUGUUGGAAAGUUUUACUUGGCGGAUUUCGAGGCUUUGGAUGGUGGUGGUGAUGCUGUAGAAAUUAAUGGUCCACUUGGGGCUCUUGUCUCCGGUGCUGUAUUUUUCGGUGCUGCAAAUGGAUUAGUUUGUGUGGCGAAGGAUAUGAUGAAUGAGCUUUUUAUAUUUAAUCCGUCAACCAGGAAGGGUAGAAAGAUACCCAGUGCGCCAGCUGAUUUUCCGCGUUCUCGUGAUUCAUCUGAGUUUGUGCAGUGUGGUUUUGGAUAUGAUCAUGUUAAUGAUGAUUACAAGAUUGUUAAGAUAGGAGAAUCUUGUUUUCGGUUUUCUGGCAUGAAGGUCAUAGUCUACAGCCUCAAAUCUGAUUCCUGGAAACGGAUUCAAGAUGUUCCGAGUAACGUUCAGUUGAUAGGGGAUCGAGGCAUAUUUGCAAAUGGAGCUCUGCAUUGGUUUGCUGUCAAAGAUCCAGCAAACUUCUCUGAAGACUUUGUUAGUUUUGAUCUAGGUCUUGAACAGUUUAAAGAAGUCCCUUUACCUCCCAACGCGACACCUAGAAGGAGUAUGUUUCCUGUUGAAGAAUCCCUUGGAAUACUAUAUAAGUAUCGUGGUUCUCGUGUUGACUUGUGGCUGAUGAAUACUUCCGGGGCGGGAGAUCUUUGGUCCAAAGCACUUUCACUGAAGCAGCCUGGCCCACUUGGAUCUUUUACCUAUUUUAGACCUAUUACUUUUUCCGAGAGCCGCAAAAGUGUACUUCUAGAGGUGGACAGCACAAAACUUGUGUGGUAUGAAAUUAAUAGGAAGGCAGCUAAACAUGUUUGGAUUCGUGGAAUUCCAAUCAAUUUUGAGUCUUAUCUAUACACUGAGAGUCUUUUACAGUUCACCAACGAUAAUCAGGAUAAGCCGUUGCAGAAGCCAUCUCAAGACAAUCAGGACAAGAAACAACAUAAGAACAGAGAUGAUUUCCUUUCCAAGGGAUUCAAACUAAGGAUGUAAGUACUUGGACGAUUAACAUCUGAUGGAGUAGCAACACAAGGAAUGCUUUGACCUGAGCUAUGGAUAUAUUGAUGUUCUUGUCAAUGUUUAUCUGCCCCUCUUAUUUAGUAUGUUAAGUUAGUGGUUCCCAGGUUUUCUGUAACAAGUAAACUCUUCGUUAAAGUAUUGGCAGGAAGCAACAGAUGCUGUGAUUUAGAUGUUAUCGUCUUUUUCCUUUUCUGGUUUUUGUGUAACUAAAAUGAUCAAUGCCAUUAGUAUAUAUUCUGAAUCUGGACAGAAUUAGUUUCUUCA
Daucus carota subsp. sativus is the source of this 1626-nucleotide messenger RNA. RefSeq names its product F-box protein CPR1. Gene Ontology annotation, molecular function: protein binding. The coding region runs from base 163 to 1335 and encodes 390 amino acids. The transcript is spliced from 4 exons. NCBI's taxonomy places the organism in Eukaryota, Viridiplantae, Streptophyta, Magnoliopsida, Apiales, Apiaceae. The record is from RefSeq and is a predicted model, not a curated record.